UAUAUGAAAAGAUAUACAUAUAUCCUAACGUAUUUCUAGAAUUUGAAUAUGUGAACAAAAGAAAAUAAUUUACCGUACUAAUGGCUAUGAGAAAAAGGAGUGGCUCUGGUGCCAAACGUCAACAUAAAUGCAAGCUAGUACCGAUCUAUGAGAGUUUCUUUAAAGGUGAAGACUUGACACUAGCUCAUCCAAAUUUCUGGAAUGAACUGUUCCUUAUUAAACCUAUGGUACCUCACAUCGAAAAUGAAAUUCUACAUAUGACAUCGGAACAACUAAAUGCCAGCAAAGAAAAUUUAAAUGCAUUGGUAUGCCAUUGUGUCGAUACAUUAGUCGACGAACAUCCAUUUAGAAUAGUAUACGCGUUGCAAACUUUAGCAGCUGUUAUCCAAUCCAUGUAUAAGAAAGCCAACCAGGGAGACUAUGGGUUUAAUUUAAUAGAUAUUCUUGUAGGCUUCGAUUCUGCAGAACAGAGGAUGACAACGUUAAUGCAGCAUUGCAAUAAUUUUUUAACAGGUGAAUAUCCGGACAGUUUAAAAGCUUUGUGCCUGAAAUUGUUAUUAAUAAUAGUUACUGGUAUGGAUAAUAUCAGUCAAAAUACCUUACUGGAAUACGUGAUGUUAAACAGUGUUUUUGAAUCGCUAAUUCAAUUGUUGAGAGAUACAGCUGCUAGAAAUCGCCAUGGUCAUGAUGCGGUUUUAUUGUUAACGCUUCUAGUCAACUACCGGAAAUAUGAAAGCGCAAAUCCGUAUAUCGUCAAAUUAUCAAUUUUGGAUGACGAAUUAGCCUUAAAUGGAUAUGGGCAAGCUAUAUCAAGUUCGUUGACGGAAUUUUGCCGGCAAUUUGCUCAACAAAGAGCAGAAAUACAAGCAUCUUGGUUGUCUUCGUUAACUAGUAUAGUUGGUAGCAUGUUUGUUGGAGAGGAAGAAGCAAAAACGCAACAAGUUCGUGCAAAUAACGCUUUACUUUUAGCUUUGUAUGAAGCUACACACUUAAAUCGUAAUUUUGUAACUACUCUGGCCUAUACGCAAAGCGAUACUAGUGCACCUCCGUCGCCGAAUAACACCCUGGGUCCAAAUGCAGUAGCUCCUGGUGCUUCACCACCUGAUGUGAUGGCUCAGCCGUUCAAUCUACUAGCAACCUUUCUGCAGUAUUGUUCGAUAGUUAUGCAAGUAAUUCGAACGGAGGCUAUAAUGAACAAUGUGAAGUUGUGCUUCUUGAUACUAAGCUGUAUCGCGGAGGACCAAUACGCAAAUAGUUUGAUGCACGACGCAAAUCUGGCAUUCAGAGUUCAGUUACAUAGAGUACCUAUGCAUCAUCGAAAAUUGCAGGACAAAGCAGCGCCUGCUCAGCCACUCGCAGCCACGUUACUCGAUUUGCUCGUCGAAUUUGUGACAUCACAUAUGAUGAAGAAAUUUCCACUUGAGUUAUAUCAUCAGUGUAUCGGCGUUUUACAAAGACUGCUGUGUUAUCAGAAGAGGUGUCGUGUCAGGCUUGGUUACCAGUGGCGGGAUCUUUGGACCGCACUAAUCAAUUUACUUAAAUUUUUAACAACACACGAAAGCCAUCUUGUUAAGAAAAUGAAUAUAUUUCCUUUAGCUAUUCAGGUAGUGAACAUCUUAAAUUUUUUUAUUACAUAUGCUGAUACAUUCCUAUCGUCACCCAAUAGUUACGAUGAAUUAUUUUACGAAAUUAUUCGAAUGAGGCUUAUUUUUACCAAUCUAAAUGCCAUGGCACUCAGGUAUUCGACUAGUGAAUCGUAUGAGUACAAGGAACACGCACUUAAAUUAACCAAUUCUCUCGUUAAUGUGAGGGAUAUAGUAAAUCAUUUUCCACCAAAGAUAGCUGCGUGGCUAGCGAAGGAAAGUUUGUCGACACCAACGGAACAACAAAUUCUAGCUAUUAUAAUACAGAAUUACGAUAGUCUCGCUUUAAAACUGCAGGAUAAUUUGGAUCAAUACGAGAGAUACUCGGAAAAGCCUAAUCAUACUGCAUUUUUUGAGGAAAUGGUAACUGGAGUGAUAGUGGAUACACGGGCUUCGAUAGAUCUUAAUUCUUUAGAUACGCAAACUAUAUUAGAAGAGCUUUCAAAUAUUUCAUAAUGUAAAAGUGUAUA
Mycetomoellerius zeteki is the source of this 2113-nucleotide messenger RNA. Its product is annotated as UPF0668 protein C10orf76 homolog. The record is from RefSeq and is a predicted model, not a curated record. Lineage: Eukaryota; Metazoa; Arthropoda; Insecta; Hymenoptera; Formicidae. The transcript has 10 exons. Gene Ontology annotation, cellular component: cytosol. The coding region runs from base 81 to 2099 and encodes 672 amino acids.